This is a messenger RNA of Colletotrichum costaricense, 3315 nucleotides long. RefSeq lists its product as uncharacterized. Gene Ontology annotation, biological process: transmembrane transport. The record is from RefSeq and is a predicted model, not a curated record. The transcript has 8 exons. Lineage: Eukaryota; Fungi; Ascomycota; Sordariomycetes; Glomerellales; Glomerellaceae. The coding region runs from base 1 to 3315 and encodes 1104 amino acids. Gene Ontology annotation, cellular component: fungal-type vacuole membrane. Gene Ontology annotation, molecular function: transmembrane transporter activity.
AUGCACCAUCUUGAAGGUCCCUGGGCGGCGGCAGAUAGCACCAGGCGUCCGCCGUACAAUUCAGAUGCAUCGGACCUCUCAAGAGAUGAUCGGCGACCGCUCAUUCAUGUGCAGUCCACCGACUCGGCAGAGACCCGCAUCGAGCCAUUAGAGUCUGGGCAAACCCAACGACCCAAGAGCUCAGUGACCGCCGAGCCCGGCGCCGCCCAUGUCACCGGCGCUCCGCACGGAUCUUACAACAAGCUGUCUAACACAGACUGGGACUCGGCCGAUUCGCCUCGUCACGGUGGAUGGGACUACACACCAGGGAGAACAGACACAAAGUCCCAUCUAUCCCACAGAGAAUCCGGUCUCACUCCUUCUGCACCCAAGCAGCCAUGGAGCACAUCCCUCAAGGGCUGGCUACCAGAGCUCAUAUGGUCCAUCAUAAGCAUCGCCUCCGUCGCCGCUCUUGCCGGAGUGUUAUCCCGCUUCGAUGGCCAACGGCUGCCCGAGUGGCCGCUGGGUUUGACGCUCAACACGCUCAUCGCCUUUCUCGCGACGCUGGCGCGAGCUGCGUUUGUUAUCCCAGUGUCUGAGAGCUUGUCGCAGUUGAAGUGGCUCUGGUAUCGCAAGGAGAGGCCGUUGAAGGAUUUUCAGGAUUUCGACUCGGCUAGCAGAGGACCUUGGGGGAGUAUUCAACUGUUGAAGACGACUAAGGGUUGGUCCCCGAGUCUCAUUGCUACGAUUGUCAUGAUCACGGCAAUCUUCACGUCGACAUUGACGCAAUCCGCCGUCACAUACCCCGCCCGCCUCGCGCGCGUAGACGGUGAUGCGACAGUGCCCCGAUCAACAUCGUACUUCUUUAGUACAUCCAAUACCUUCUCCAGCCUUCAGCAAGAAAACUACGUUCAACAAUCCAUCUUCGAAGGCCUAAGCUACGAUCAUACCCAAGAAUUCCCCCUCAGCCCAGCCCGCUGUCCCACAAGCGAGUGCCAAUGGGAGACUUACAGCUCGCUGAGCAUCUGCGCCAAAUUCUGGAACGUGACGAAUUCGUUGAAUGUCACAACUAGAGAGACGUCUACUGGGUCACCGCGGGUGAAAGCUUCGCUUCCCAACGGGAUAUCUGCGGAUUUGAGCGGUAAUUACUUCGGUCUCAUCAAUCUACGGGGCAUGAGUAAGCCGAUUGCGUCAGACGUGACACCCGAGGCAGCGCUUUUCAACUUCACGGUGAUCUAUUCCUUACGAGAAGGGAAUGACGCCGCAGUCGGAGCCAUGGAGGCUGUGCUGUACCUCUGCGCGAAGACGUACAACCUCUCCUUCACAGGCAACAUUGAAUCGCGCAAAGUCGUCGAGAUCACCUCAGACGUCGAACAGGGCUCCAUCACGUUCCCCUCCGGCCAGGUACGAGACGACCUACCCGCGAUACGAGACCCCCUCAACCCCGAUGGCGAAAACUUCCCCUACGGCGGUACCGGGUUCGGCGCGAUGCAGGACAGUCUGAGGAAUGCGCUCAACGGGUCGUAUUCGGAUCUCAGUAACGUGCCGAGUGCACUCGGUCUUGCGCCGGCUCGGUACCUGGCUGCGAUACAGUACGGCGCCAAGACGUUGGAGGCGCAGGGGCGGGCGAAUGUGUCGCAGGAGGUUGUGAUUAAUGAGGCUGUUGCGAAUAUUACGAAUAAUGUUGCCAGGAGCUUGUCGAAUCGCAUAACAAAUGAUACCACAAUAGCAAGUGGGCAAGCACUCGCAUCGGAAACAUUCGUACAAGUUCGCUGGCCUUGGCUUGCGUUCAUAUCCUGUCAGGCCGCGCUUUCCAUGAUGCUCCUGGCUCUCGCCAUCGUUCAGACCAAAGCAGCGGGUAUCGGGGUGGUGAAGAGCUCUACGCUACAGGCCAUGGUCGCUAUCAACUCCAAGGAUAAGCAGGCUCUUGAGAUUGGGCUUGCGCAGGGGCACCAUCAGGAAGAAGUUGAUGAUGUCGUUAAGAGAGGGCCUGGGAUAGCUUGGAGCUUGGGCCUCCUGGCCCUCGGCAGAUCCCACCCCGACAUCAAAUUACUAUGCCUCCAGCGCUUCGUGCGCAUGUUCGCCUACGGCGCGACGACCUUGCAGCUAGUAGCGUACUUUGAACUCCUCGGCCUCUCGGCGACGCGAAUUGGUCUGUUCAUGGCGUUUACGCUCGUCGGCGACGUCUGCAUCAGUUUAGUUCUCACUUCCAUCGCCGAUGGCGUCGGGCGGAAGGCGGUGCUAGCUGCAGGCGCGGCUUUGAUGGCUGUUAGCGGUGUUGUUUUUGCGAUGUGUAGCGGGUUUUGGGUGUUGUUGGCUGCUGCUGUGGUGGGGGUUAUCAGUCCAAGUGGCGCUGAAAUUGGACCUUUCCGGGCUGUGGAAGAGAGUAUCGUCGCGCAUCUUACUACCGCUGAGGAUAGGAGCGAUGUCUAUGCCUGGUAUAGCCUCAUGGGUGCGGCCGGAACUGCCUUUGGGGCGAUGACGAGCGGCUGGACGGCGCAUUACUUGACGACGAGUGCCGGCUGGGGACUUGAGCAUGCGUACCGUGUAGUCUUUUACGGAUAUGCGGUGCUCGGAGUGUUUAAGUUCUUCCUCGCCUUGCUCCUGAGCCGUGAUAUGGAGGCAGAGCGGGAGGAAGCUGGGGCGUCUGCGGAAGAGACUGCUCCGAUUCUGGGCGAACGAUCGGCUGAGAGGGAAUUUGACGUCAAGACUUGGCGGUCGAAGAUUGUUCCGGGGAUUGAGAGGGAGAGUAUGCCUGUUGUCGCUACCUUGUGCUUCUUCUUUGCGCUUGAUUCUUUUGCCUCGAGCUUGACUACCCAGUCCUGGAUCGCCUUCUUCUUCCGGUGGAAGUUCAAAGUGGACGAUGGAACUUUGGGCUCUUUAUUCUUCACCACGAGCCUGCUGGCAGCGGCCACAACUCUAGUCGCAUCCUCGAUAGCCAAGCGAAUCGGCAACCUCAACGCCAUGGUCUUCACCCACCUCCCCUCGACAAUCUUCACCGCACUCAUCCCUCUUCCGCGAGACGCCACCACGGCGAUCGUGUUUCUGAUCUUCCGCGCCCUGACGCAUUCCAUGGACGUCGCGCCGAGAGCCGCUUUCCUUGCUGGCGUGAUUUUGCCCAAGGAGCGGACUACUGUGUUGGGCUUGAUCAAUGUUUUGAAGACGUGCACGUCGAGUGUUGGUCCCGUGGGUGUGGGUAUCUUGGUGGAUAAGAAUCUCUUCUGGGUUGCUUUUGUGGGUGCUGGAUGUCUCAAGGUUGUGUACGAUCUUGGGAUGUUGGUUUCUUUCCGCAAGCAUGAGCGAGAGCUACGGGAUGGAGCGGCUGGGAGUGCUUAA